Molecule: messenger RNA, 2238 nt
Organism: Aspergillus nidulans FGSC A4
Lineage: Eukaryota; Fungi; Ascomycota; Eurotiomycetes; Eurotiales; Aspergillaceae
Gene: stuA
Product: regulator stuA
Exons: 4
Coding region: 370-2238 (622 amino acids)
Cellular component (GO): nucleus
Molecular function (GO): DNA binding
Source: RefSeq, a predicted model, not a curated record
CCGUCGAUCUCCCAGGUCCACACCAGAGGUCCUGUUGAUAUCCCUUGGUAUAAUCACCACGCCGCGGAGCGACCUCUGUUGUCUGGUGACAGACUUCCGGCUCUAAGCAUCCCGACGGCCUCGCAGCCGCCGACCUCGGGCCAGUCCUACCGGACUAGCUACGAAGACGCGCCGGCCUCCAACCAGAGCAGCGCCAGAACCAGUCUGUCCGGGUCCGCGCCUGGCUACGAAGUUCGUAGCCCGCCGGCAUCGUCUGCAGAUAUACCGGCUGGUGGCCAAGCACGACUCUCGCUGGACUCUUCCGCCUCGCAGGAAUACAGCAUUCCGCAGAACCCAGUCACCGAGAGCUACUACCCCAACCAGACCCAGAUGGCCAGCAUGAAUCAACCUCAACCGUACAUGGAUGUGCAUUCGCAUCUGUCGUCGGGACAGACAUAUGCGUCCCACCCUGCAACUGCUGGAGCAUUGACCCAUUACCAGUACCCGCAACAACCCCCUGUGUUACAACCGACGUCCACAUACGGGCCGGCCAGCUCUUACUCCCAGUAUCCUUAUCCCAACAGUGUAGCAUCAUCUCAGUCUGUCCCGCCGCCGACGACGUCGAUUAGCAGUCAAGUCCCUGCUCAACUACUGCCCUUACCUGUCACCAACCACCCUGUUCCCACCCACGGAUAUGGAAACAACAGCGGAACACCAAUGCAAGGGUAUGUAUACGAUCCCACUGGGCAGAUGGCGCCUCCCGGCGCUAAGCCUAGGGUUACCGCGACCCUGUGGGAAGACGAAGGCAGUCUCUGCUACCAAGUGGAAGCCAAGGGUGUCUGCGUUGCUCGAAGAGAAGAUAAUGGCAUGAUCAACGGCACCAAGCUGCUAAACGUUGCGGGCAUGACACGAGGCCGAAGAGACGGUAUCCUCAAGAGUGAAAAGGUCCGAAAUGUGGUAAAGAUUGGCCCGAUGCAUCUGAAGGGCGUUUGGAUUCCCUUUGACCGCGCGCUGGAAUUCGCCAACAAGGAAAAGAUCACAGAUCUGUUAUACCCUUUGUUCGUUCAACACAUCAGCAACCUGCUGUACCACCCGGCGAACCAGAAUCAGAGGAACAUGACAGUGCCAGAUUCCAGACGUCUUGAAGGCCCCCAACCUGUUGUUCGCACCCCUCAAGCACAGCAACCACCCAGCCUACACCACCAUUCUCUUCAGACACCCGUUCCUUCUCAUAUGUCUCAACCCGGCGGUCGGCCUAGCCUUGACCGCGCACAUACGUUUCCUACGCCACCUGCCAGUGCCUCGAGCCUGAUAGGAAUCACCAGCCAGAAUAACUCAUACGAUUGGAAUCCAGGGAUGAACUCGAGCGUUCCCAACACCCAGCCUCUGUCGAUCGACACGAGUUUGAGUAAUGCACGAUCAAUGCCCACAACCCCUGCUACGACGCCACCUGGGAACAACCUGCAAGGCAUGCAGUCCUACCAACCCCAGUCCGGCUACGAUUCGAAACCAUACUACUCGGCCGCCCCGUCCACGCACCCCCAGUACGCCCCACAACAACCACUGCCCCAACAGUCCAUGGCGCAGUAUGGCCACUCUAUGCCAACGAGCUCGUAUCGUGACAUGGCGCCGCCCUCGUCGCAGCGUGGAUCUGUCACCGAGAUCGAAUCUGAUGUCAAGACGGAGCGCUACGGCCAAGGCACCGUUGCAAAGACCGAACCAGAGCAAGAGCAGGAGUAUGCUCAGCCUGACAGUGGAUACAACACUGGUCGGGGCUCGUACUACACCACCAACCCCUCGGUCGGCGGUCUCGCCCACGACCAUUCCCAGCUCACGCCAGACAUGACGGGAUCUCCCCAGCAGAAUGGUUCUGGACGCAUGACCCCUCGCACGAGUAAUACUGCUCCUCAGUGGGCUCCGGGAUACACCACCCCUCCUCGCCCCGCCGCUGCCAGUAGUCUGUACAACAUUGUCAGUGACACGCGAGGAACGUCAGGCGCGAAUGGAAGCACCUCUGACAACUAUUCCGUCGCGUCUAACUCUGGCUACUCGACUGGAAUGAACGGCUCCAUGGGGUCCAACAAGCGGAUGCGUGAUGAUGAUGACGACCGCAUUGUCCCACCGGACAGCCGUGGUGAAUUCGAUACCAAGCGCCGGAAGACCUUGACAGAGACCCCGGUUGGGGGUCCAGUAGGUGGUGUUCCUCUUGGGCUGCAGCCAAUGAAGGCGGGUGGCAGUCUGAUAAGUGCUCGUCGUUAA